CUCUUCCAGGCUGGAGGCGGCGGGGUGCCGCUGCCCGCCGGCGGGGCCAAUGCCCGCAGGGAGCCGCUCCCCAAGCCCUGUAUGCUGCCGGUGCGCUGCGUGCCGGCCACGGCUGCUCCCAACUCCGCUGCAGCUCCGGGACCGUCCGAAAUGCCGGAGACCGCCGCAUCGCCCUUGCCCGAGGAGGAGGACGGCGGGUGCCACUCGCCCAGCCUGCGCCGGGCCCCGAAGAAUCACCGGGCCAGCGAGGAGCUGACAGAAGUGCCGCUGGAGGAGGCUGAGCACCGCUGGCUGCUUAUGGCGGCUGAGGGGCAGUGGUCCCAGCAGCUCCACGGGCUGCUGUUGGGUGAUGCCAGCCUGGCGGCCCGGAGGGAUUUCAUCUCGGGCUUCACUGCCCUGCACUGGGCCGCCAAGAAUGGCAACUGCGACAUGGUGAGGAACAUCAUCGAUGUAGCAGAGAAGGAGGGGGCCCACGUCAACGUGGAUGCCAGGUCGUAUGGCGGCUACACGGCGCUGCACCUCGCUGCCAUGCACGGCCGGGACGCCGUCAUCUCCGUGCUGGUCCGCAGCUACCAUGCCAAGAUUGACCUGAGGGACUACAGUGGGAAGAAGCCACACCAGUACUUGAAGGACGGGACCUCCGUGGCGGUCAGGCGCUUACUGGGAGAUCCCACACUCCAACACCCCACGGGACCCACAGUGCCCAUCAAGAAGAGCACCAAGAUCGCUGCUUCCAUCCUGAGCUCCACCAGCACUUUCCUCGGGGUCAUAUCCGAUGACAUGGCUUUCUAUGAUCUCACCAAAGGUUUGAGGAAGCCUUCGUCCUUGAAUAAGCUGCUGACUGCCACCACAGGCCCCAGGAGGAAGCCGAAAACUAGAGGGGGAUUUCCUUCAUACUGCUCGCUCUCCGAGGUGGUGGAGGAGGAGGAGCACGAGGAGGCUGUCAUGAAGCGCAGGCCGGUUUCUGAGCUGUUUUUUGGCCAUUAGGCUCUGCCUUCCUGGGGUCAGAAUCGUUCACUAGCAUGACUGGGGAGCUUGGUUUUCUCUCACAGAAGUACAUUGGAUUUCUUCUCCCCGUGUCUUUCUUUUUGGAAGUUUAAUUGAGUGGAUGAUGGGGUCUGGCUCCACGGGUCACUGGAUGAAGCCCAGCUCUCAGAAGCCUGAGGAGGGGGAGCUGCCCUGUGAGCACUGCAGUGCCAUAGCAUCAGCACACCAAUGAAGACCACAAACGUUACACUUCAUGGCUGAAAAGCUGGAACAACAUCUGUGUGUAGACAGGCUAUAAAUGUCUUAAGGUACAGCUUCUUGUUCUGCAUUCCUCAGCUGAAGAGCUGCAUGUUUUACACUGUGAACAGCACGCUGGUAGCUGGCUGCUUUAACGUGGCUUGUUCUACAGCAGGCUGAAAUUAUUAGGAGAAAGAUGCAUAGUUUUCUAUGAUGAUUCUGAUUGUUUUGGUAACAGAAGAGGAAUAUUUCUAUUUUAAAAUUGUGCAUUUAGUUUUUUCAAAACAAACUUUCUCACUAUCAGAAAUACUAACAUGUCUUUAUUGUUGCCUAAAGCAUUUUCCUUGGCAAGGUUAAAAAGCAAAAAGGAAAAAACCAACCCAACACUUGUUGCUCUGUCUCCAUGAUCUGUCUACCUCAGUCGGAAGCUCGGUUUGCAUUUCUCUUUGUGUUCCCUUCCCGAAGGACUUUGCCCAGGUGGUACCGACUGUGCCUCGAUACUGUCAGCAUUUGGCUGUAGUUCAGUGGCUUCAUAUGAAUGGACACAUUUUUGAUAUCAGAUGGUAUAAUAAAGUGAACUGAGAAAGUAGGAAUCGGAUCCUGCAGGGUAUCUGAGCAGCACUGAGGCUGCUACGGCAGAUUUUUUUAUUUAAAACUUGAACUUUGGUUUUGAGCUAUUUGGAAACAAUAUUUAUUUUAAAAAACGGGCUUUGUUCUAUUGGGUGUUUCAUGGUCAAAUGUGUGCAUGGCCUCUGAAAGCAAUGUGCAUCUCAACUGCAUGAGUUGUUGAUCUGAAACUCGCUUUACUUUUUCUUCUGUAUUAUAGACAUAAUUGUUUUUCUUAAGUAGAGCUGUACGCAUUACUUGCAGCUGGAGUGCUGGUUUGCAAUGAGAUUAUUGGUUUUUAAAUUACUCACUUAAAGCUGCCUUGAAAUGAAGAGGCGGAGCUGAGAGCAGCAGCUGCCUGCAGUGCUUCUGUGCUCACAAGGCAACCGCAGAGCUGUGUGAGCAGAGGUGACAGGGCUCUGCGCGUGCUCUGCUCCCAGCCCCAGUCAGGUGUUUUGGUUUCCUUGCAACACUUGUUUGCAUGCCUUGACUUUCUUUCCAAGCCAGUGACUCCAGGAAUGUGUCUUUCAGCCUUGAAUUAAGCCUAGUGCCGUAGGACCACACUGAAGGUGACACCGUCUCCUUUGUGCCCCUGCCCCAACGUGGUGCUGCCUGCAGGAGGGGCUGAGCUGCUGCUCUCACGGACAGGGAUUCAUUUUUUGUCUCUGUUUCUGUGUCAAACUCAUUAACUCGUUAACAGAAUGUUAAUGAUCAAGCACCUUGUGACUUACACAUCUGGAGAUGGGUUAAAAACAAGAAUAAUGAUCCUAUUUGCUCUGUGUGUGUUGAUGUGACUGCUGACCAGUGUGGUCGUUUGAAGCCUUGAUUUGUGCUUCAGCAUUGGCUCUUGGGGCUGCAGGAAAAUGUCUGUCACUCCGUUUCAGUGUUUUUGUGACAUUAAACACUUUCUUUACUGUAGCUCUUGAAACCACAGAGGCAUUUGUGUGCAUUUGUGUUACUGCUGGCAGAGCUGGGGCUGCGUGGGGACAGCAUCCUGUGGCAGCUGGGAAACGGCUCCUGUUUGACUCAGUCGUAUUUGGAAUGUGUCCAUUAGUUGUGCCUACACCCCUGACUGUACCUCUUCAUAUCACACCACUGAACUUUUAGCGCUUCUUUGGUGUAAAUCCAACCUGCAGCAGAAGCGAGGCACAAAGAUGGAGUGUUUUCUGCUUUAAAAGCCAACAACCCGCACAGCUUGGUUGUGGCUGCAUCAUGAGGAAAGCAGGAGGCAUGCUUCAAAGCAAAACCAAGAAGUCACAAAGGAGAUAACUGACUUCACUGCAGCACAUGCCAGCCAGGAAGCUCUGCAGUAUUCUUUGCUGGGAGGUGCUGCAGCUAGCUGGUGCUGGUGCUGUGCCCAAACCCCUGGCCUGCAGUGUGCCCAGCAGAGGCUGUGACACACGGAGCUCACAGGGCUGGGUGCUGCCAGCACCUUUGUACCAUGACACAGCUCACUCCUCGCUGAGAGAUGGGGGAGGAGGUGAUGUUUCGGCAGGCUGUGAUGAGUGAUGCUGUAGGACUUCAGGUGCAAACAAAUCCUCAGAAGUACAGAGAACGCACUGCUGCAAUUUGGCAAAUAUAGAUAUUAUGUUCAGCUUGCAGUAAAACCAGUUCUUCAGCUUCUCUGGGUCCUGGUUGUGUAUGUUGCU
This is a messenger RNA of Meleagris gallopavo (turkey), 3479 nucleotides long. It is a transcript of the gene SOWAHA, whose product is annotated as sosondowah ankyrin repeat domain family member A. The record is from RefSeq and is a predicted model, not a curated record. Lineage: Eukaryota; Metazoa; Chordata; Aves; Galliformes; Phasianidae. Gene Ontology annotation, molecular function: protein binding.